Guyanagaster necrorhizus is the source of this 1437-nucleotide messenger RNA. Its product is annotated as cell division control protein 4. Gene Ontology annotation, biological process: proteasome-mediated ubiquitin-dependent protein catabolic process; ubiquitin recycling. The coding region runs from base 46 to 1437 and encodes 463 amino acids. Gene Ontology annotation, molecular function: ubiquitin binding. Lineage: Eukaryota; Fungi; Basidiomycota; Agaricomycetes; Agaricales; Physalacriaceae. The record is from RefSeq and is a predicted model, not a curated record. The transcript has 6 exons. Gene Ontology annotation, cellular component: nucleus; cytoplasm.
CCGGUCCGAUUUUGUUCUUCUACCAUCUCUACCGUGGCGUCUGCCAUGGCGACAGAUAAUGGUUCAUGGGUCCACAACUCUGAGCCAAAACACAGAUCUUUCCCCGCGCAUGGUUCAUCUGUUGUAACAUGCUUGAUAUUUUCCCAUGGCCGCAUUAUAUCUGCCUCGGACGACCAUUCUAUUCACGUGUAUUGCCCUACAACUGGCGAUCUACUUCGCUCACUUGAGGGACAUAAAGGAGGGGUCUGGGCAUUGUCCGCAAGUAAGGACAUCCUUGUCAGCGGGUCGACGGAUCGUACGGUGAGGAUUUGGGACUUGACUACUGGUCGCUGUACACACGUAUUUGGCGGUCAUACCGGCACUGUACGAUGCCUAACCAUCGUAAAACCAGAGUGGAUAGACGUGGAACAAGAGUCCGGAGUCGUUACAAAGGAGAAGUGGCCCAAACGAUCUGUCAUUGUCACCGGAAGUAGAGAUCACUCCUUGAGGGUUUGGACACUUCCGAAGCUAGGUGAAGCUGAGUAUCACUGUUACGUCUCAGCGAUCCGGGACGAGGACCUGGAUACCGAGGAUGUCUCUGAAGCCGAAGAAAAUCCAUACCAUAGGUUACACCUUGAAGGUCAUGAUCAGGCCAUACGAGCAUUAGCAGCCAGGGGACGUACUCUAGUUUCGGGAAGCUACGACUGCAGUGUUCGUGUUUGGGAUAUAGUCACUGGACAGUGUAAAUGCAUCCUGACCGGCCACACUGGGAAAGUGUACAGUAUCGUCCUUGACCCAAAACGAAACCAAGCGUACUCGGGUUCCAUGGACGGAACAAUCCGUGUGUGGAAUCUGCAGACCGGACAAUGCCAACGCAUUCUGACCGGACACACUUCGUUAGUCGCCCUUCUGGGACUGUCGCCGUCCUAUCUGGUGUCUGGAUCCGCUGAUACGACGUUACGCAUCUGGGAUCCGGACACCGGCGAGCUGAAGCGCACUUUUGCCGCUCACACUGGACCUAUCACUUGUUUCCAUCACGAUGAGUUCAAAGUCCUCAGCGGAUCCGACGGAACACUAAAGUUGUGGAAUAUUCGUGACGGUAGUACUGUCGUAAGAGACUUGUUGGUGGAUAUUACAGGCGUAUGGCAGGUGGUAUUUGAAGGCAGAUGGUGCGUUUCCGCAAGCAACAAGGACGCCACCACCAUGCUUGAUGUGUGGGAUUUCGGGAGUCACAAUGAUGACGAGAGAGAAGGGCCCCCCAACACAACAAUGGGGAAGCGGGUUUCGUGGCGCCGUACGCCCGAGCGUCACUGUAGUACCUUAUUAUUAGAUACUCAUAGAAAGCAACAAUUACCUGAAGAUAUAUCUUCAGGAAACUCAGAAAAACAUGCUUUCCCGUUCCUGGUUUUCGACGACGUGAGGCUACUGACAGUCGUCAGGCUCUUCUGGAUCAAAUAG